AUUCAGCAACAUGAAUGCCUCCGCAGUACCGUCCAAGGCCACGAUCCAAGGAUCCUUCAGAUCCAAGUCCACCCUUCGCACGUAUCGAACGUACCAGAAACAGUUUGCUGAGUACUGCAAACAGCUCCCAGGGGUCGAGCCAGAGUCGGCGACGCCGAGUGUCUGCACAGAUUUUUCCAUCAUCUGUACAGUCAGGGAAAAACGGCCCACACAGUCGAUUCGGCGAAGACAGCCCUCGUGGCCUUCUUCCACGAUCUCAAGGUCAUCCCCAACCCUGCUCGUGAUGUCGAAUCAAAGCAAUAUGUCGUCGGCCUGCAAAAAUACAACAAGAAAAAAGAACAUUGACGACGAGAACAAGGCCCAUCCACUUUCGGUGAAUGGGCUCUCAUGCCUGGUAAAUUCGUUUUCUACCUCCCACCUAUUUUUGGGUGCAUUGUAUAGAUUUUUGUUUUCUGCAAGUUAUCUUGGAUGUUUUCGUAUUAGUGAAAUGCUUAACCUGACUUGGGAUGAAAUUUUUUGAUGCGUGACGGGGAGAGUCAGUAUGUAUCUAUACGAUUGAGAUGGCACAAGAAGGCCAGUGUUCAAAGUGAUUGCCAAAUCUAUCAUUUGAUGGACGAAAAGUCCUUUCCCUGCCUCCGCGUGUGUGGCUUGUUUUCCGACUACGUCAAUGUCGUCAAGCGUGCAAGCCCCAACCUGGCGUCUAAGUCCUUCGUGUUACCUGCCCAUACGAUGGAGUCAAAUGGUGUGCCAAGGCUGAACUGGUUCAAGGCACUUGAUCAAAAUCAAGAAUUACGCUGCAUAGCAUGCGCCGUGGAGGAAGAUUUUACCGUGUGUUCGAAUCCCCCUAGCGCCGGUUUAAUUUUCGACAGCUUAUGGCGUGGUGUCGUUGGGAAGAUGCAAAGACAUGCUGCGAAUAUCUCAUUACAAGGAACAUUUCAAAUGAAAUUGACCCGCGCAAUCUCUUGCGGGUCAAUGCUGCAAACUACGAAACAAGUUUGAAUGCCAUGAGCAUGCAAGCCUUGGGUGAUGUCAUCGUCAAAGGCCUCCAGGGGGCCAUACAGUGCUCACCUGCGUUUGGCCCUGUGGCGAGCCUUGCGCCGACCCGACUGGCACCGGCGCCUGCCACGAAACCUGCCACGAUCCCCCGACGGCAAGCGACGCUUGACUCCUUCGUUCUUCAUGCAGUUGUUCCUACUGCACGAUCAGCCAUGGAUGCGUGGAAUCAGUGGUUUACCGGUGACCCACAAUUGGGUUUGUUUCAGCCGCUGCGUUCCUUCACGAAGGAAAUGAUCCGCGCCGACCGUCCCAAGUACUCUGAGCACUUGACCCUUUCAAAGGCAUUAGCGAAGUACGUUAGUUAUGACAUGUUUGAGUCAGCAUAUGAGGGUCAUACAAGCUCAUACAGCAAUACCUUGAGCGAAGUCCGAAAGCGAAAGCCCGAAGGACGUCUCUAAUGUCGCUUUGGCUUUUGUCAAAUGAGCCUCC
This is a messenger RNA of Aphanomyces astaci, 1485 nucleotides long. RefSeq lists its product as hypothetical. NCBI's taxonomy places the organism in Eukaryota, Oomycota, Saprolegniomycetes, Saprolegniales, Verrucalvaceae. The coding region runs from base 873 to 1454 and encodes 193 amino acids. The record is from RefSeq and is a predicted model, not a curated record. The transcript has 2 exons.